This is a messenger RNA of Penaeus vannamei (Pacific white shrimp), 849 nucleotides long. The record is from RefSeq and is a predicted model, not a curated record. NCBI's taxonomy places the organism in Eukaryota, Metazoa, Arthropoda, Malacostraca, Decapoda, Penaeidae.
AUGGUGAAAACAAGUGGGAACUUCUUUUGUAUUGAGAGUAUGGAGCUGUUAUCAACGUCACCUCACAAGAUACUUAUUACAUUUAGUACAAUAAGACCAGCAUAUAAGACAAGAACAUAUGUACUGGAUCCAGCAGAUUACCAGAGUUUGGCGGCUGUACUUACACCAAUCCUGGAGAGAAACACCUUCCAGGAGGUGCUCCAUUCGGCCAUGAAGUGCGUCAAGUGCGAGACUCAAUUCUCACGGGAUCUCGCUCAACAAAAUGAAGGUACCCUCAAAUGCCCAAAUUGUGGUGGAGGAGUUGUUGUGAAAGCAGAGAAUGUUGAUCAUCCCAACACUGCCUUCCGCAUGCAGGACGGACCUAGAAGCAGUACUCCCAUCAGUCAGGCAGUGGUACAGAAUGCCCCCUCAACGGCUCCCUCUUCAGAGUCUGAUUCUUGUCCCGGGGAGUCCAGUGAGAGCGUGAGCGUGUGCAGUGAAGCAUCAUCCUGCGUGCGCCGGGAAUCUGACGUGGAGGUUAUAUCCAACCCUUCUGUUUCUAGCAUUGAGGUCCUCAGUGAGCAGCAGAUUAUUCACGAUGUCAUUUUAGAAGAGGAGGGAGAGGAACAGAAACCACCCAUGCCUGCAGUGCUCAACACAGACGCCCGAAGCCCAGCAAAUUCACCGAGCAUCAACCACAAGCCUGAACUAGCAACAAAUAUGCAGGAAAGCAGCUCUUCAGAUUCAUCGAAUAUGUUGUACAAAACAGCGGAAUCCUCUCUCCAAGUAUCCAUGGCAAUAGCAGGUACUUCACCACAUUCUGCCGGGAGCUCUCCUCGUCUCCUAAGCUCAAGCUCCACUAUAGCAUAG